GGAUGUCAUACUUUGCUUUCGAUCACGGGCCAAUGAAGCACUUAUGGCCGCACGCAAUAUAUGUUUAAACAACACUCACUAUGUUUUUACCACGACCAAAAGAAGGGGUUUCUUGCAAGAAGUGACCCCUCAGUUGAGAGCCACAGCUGUCCCAUACAAGUUGGGGAACCUACAAGCCCUUAUUGUGGUGAAACAGGGCAGGAGAAACAGACUGACCUCAAUGGCGAAUGCAAAUACAUUCCUGCAAUCACUGGGACUCACAAUACCAGACACAGACAGGUCAACCAACAGACCUACACACCGUUGGAAUGUGGACAACAUAGCGAUCUUCACACCAAACAGUUCCACCGCUCCAGGCUGA
This is a messenger RNA of Pelobates cultripes (western spadefoot toad), 361 nucleotides long. The record is from the annotation of a GenBank genome assembly. NCBI's taxonomy places the organism in Eukaryota, Metazoa, Chordata, Amphibia, Anura, Pelobatidae.